This is a messenger RNA of Paralichthys olivaceus (Japanese flounder), 3076 nucleotides long. RefSeq names its product tumor necrosis factor receptor superfamily, member 1a (gene tnfrsf1a). Gene Ontology annotation, molecular function: tumor necrosis factor receptor activity; tumor necrosis factor binding. Gene Ontology annotation, cellular component: signaling receptor complex; membrane raft. Gene Ontology annotation, biological process: signal transduction; inflammatory response. NCBI's taxonomy places the organism in Eukaryota, Metazoa, Chordata, Actinopteri, Pleuronectiformes, Paralichthyidae. The record is from RefSeq and is a predicted model, not a curated record.
ACCGCCUACCUCGGUCUCUUCUCAGCUGAGGGUCGCUUCUCUCCCUCGCCCUGUUUCCCAGUGAAAACAACAAGUUGUGUUAAAAUCACUUUACAGCCUCGAACACGGCGACUUUACGGAGGAGCUGAGCCCCGGUGUUGUCCAGAUGGCCUCACAUGGAUUGAGUUAAACCUGUAAGAUGGAGGAAGCUGGACACAGAGGACGGAGGAAUAAAAAAGCCCCUGUGGGCACAACACUGCUCCUCAUGUGCAUGAUCGUUCCCACUUUGGCGAUUUCGCAACCUUUAGUGAAGCCCACAUGUUCACCUGAAGAAUACUCCACUGACAAGGGAAUUUGUUGCAACAAAUGUUCACCAGGAUAUAAGCUUGUAGAGAAGUGUAAUGCUAUCGGUCACAGAAGUAAAUGUGCACCAUGUCUCCCGGGACAAUUCAUGGAUCAGCUUAAUUUCUACCCCAACUGCAAAAGUUGCAGAAUCUGUAGAGCAUCAAAGCAUGAACAUACUUUAACAAAAUGUGUGAGUAAGCAAAACACUAUUUGUGAGUGUGAUAGCGGUUAUUACCGAUUUCACAUCGACUCACAAGCAUACGAGUGUCGCAAAUGUGCACAGUGUGCACCUGAUGAAAAGGAAAAGCAAAACUGCACACCACUGAAAAACACUGUUUGUGAAUGUAAGGAGAACUACUACAGAGUCAAAAACAAGUGUGAACCCUGCAAGAGUUGCACCACUGAGUGUGAACAUUACUGUUCAGGUUCUAGCAUGAAUACAAAAGCUCCCGACACAGGGAAGGAAUUUCUGACAAACAUAAUUGCUGGAGUUGUUUCUGUGGCUCUUUUGUUGUUGGGGCUGGUCGCUCUCAUCACUCACCUGGUCACUAAACGGUCCAUCAAGAAGAAGUUGGUAAAGCCGUCCCACCACGAUGAUUCUCCGGACCCUUGCGAGUUGAUCCUGUGCAGUAGUGAAGAAUGUUCAGAAAACAGCAAUGUCGAAACCACUCCCAACAGCCCUGUGAGUGAACAGCAGCCAUCCAAUCUGCCUGACUGUGUCCCCCUGGAAAUCAAGAUCACUGACCUAAUCUACUCAGUGUUGGAACUAGUUCCUGCGCUGCAGGUGAAGCAGCUGGUGCGUACUCUAGGUGUGAGGGAUACAGAGAUCGAACAAGCAGAGCUGGAUCACCGGUUCUGCAAGGAGGCUCACUACCAGAUGCUGCGGUUGUGGGCUGAGAAAGUGUCUCGUGCAGAUGGAGGAGGAGAAAGUGGACUACUGCACUUGUCUUUGUUGCAGGAGUUGUUGGACAAACUGAGAACGAUGCGCCUGGGAGGGGUGGCCGAGGAGCUGGAGACAAAGUACAGCAUCCAGUAAUUCACCAACGCCAGCCGAAGCUUGUGAAACCAAGUAUUGUUCUCUUUGGAGACACCCUCACAGACAGCCUCAAAGCAAAAAGACACGGUGCUACCACCAAAGCAGCAGUUCUAGUUCAAAGCAAACCAGCAUGACUGAGUGAUCUACCUCUUGUUCCCAUCACCCACUAAGACAACAAGACCAAACUACUGAGAGGGACUGAGGGAAACAUUCAGGGAGGGGGAGCCUCUGAAAAAGGAUUUUGCAUUGAUAAAUUCUGCUCAACCCUUUGUAUAUUCAGCACUGCAUGUGUAUGUGUACUUAUGUAUAUUUUUUAAAGUUUAAAGAAUAGACAUUUUGGGUAAUGGGCUUUUUUUUUCUUCCAAGUGUUAGAUGAGAAGAUUGAUAUCACAUUCCAAAUGUGAACAUUCUCUUGCUUUUCUCAUCAAACUCAUCCAGUCAGAGAGCGUAUAUAUAAUAUAAUCACAAUAAUAUAAUUAGUGUUGAUGAAGAUCUUUUUAUACACAGUAUCUAAGAUGCGGCGUUGCAUUAGUAUUACUGCACUGUAUGCCUUUGGCGGGGUAUGGGAAUAAUAGCCUUUAUCAUUUCAUACUAGACUGGUCACUUGUUACUAUACAGAAUACAUCCACUGAUGUCAUUUGUACAAAAUCACAUUUUCAUGUGGCCUUAUCAACUUUUUAUUGGACAGCAAACCUUUUUAUUAAUAUCUGCCAUAUAAAGAGUUUGCCAAUUAAAUUCCUCCAUUUCUGUCAGAAGUCUCAGUUGCAAGGUGACAAGGUGCUGGACGCUUUGGAAGCUAUUUGUAACUUUUUACUGUAUUCCCUACCCUCUGUCCAGGGGCAGAUCCAUGGGCGAGGCCGGGUAAAAUCUGAUUUGCCCCUGAUGGGCCAUUUCUUGUCAGUAGUCUUACUUAUUAUUGUUAAAGUAGCCUCUCACUAAUAAUUAGUUAUUGUUGCUAAGAAUUUUUAUUUUCUAAGCUAUUUUGAUGGACACAUUGCGCUUGAUCAAAGAACAAUUUUCAAAAUGUAUUGAUGUGUGCCUUUGCUCUAAGCUUUAGCGCAAAUUAUAAACAAGGAAUGACUUAUAUGUGCACCUUACUGAAUCAGGACCUGUGAAAGGACGGUGGACAUAAAAUUGGCCCCUCUCUGUCAUUUGUGGCCCCUUUCUGGACCCCUGAUUCCCUGGAUCCACCAAUGUCUCUCCCCUGCACUUGGCUCUUUACAACAUCCCGAUGUCAUACAGGCACAAAAAGCCAGAAAAAUAUACUUAAAAGUUGCAGCUGUGUUUAAAUAUAUAAUAUAAAUUUAUAUUCUUUUCAUUGUUUUUGUUUUAGCAGAAGAAGCACAACUUUUAACAGAGUUUAUUUACCCUCUACCACAAAGAUAACUGUUAUUGUUUUAGUAGUUCCUGCUUAUCGUGGGAUUUUACAAUCUUCACAGCCCCAUUAGAAUUCCUGUAAGCCCCAUUAUAUAAGCAUUAUUCAUGACUGUUGGACAGAACAGAACACACCUUGUCUAGGUCUGUCUCAGCCAAGUAACUUUUACGAGACCAGUUCCAGCCUGCAGAUUCAGAUAUGAAUCAUUCGUGCUCUCUCAGUUUGGAGACUUGUCAUUCCAAAGCAAUGUCUCCCUGUUUGUAUUGUACAUUAUGAGAUGGAAACAUAUAUCGAGCCAAAAAGCAAUGCUGAGCAGCAAUUAUGAUCUUUGAAUGUUCAAA